Vitis vinifera (wine grape) is the source of this 1179-nucleotide messenger RNA. RefSeq lists its product as uncharacterized. NCBI's taxonomy places the organism in Eukaryota, Viridiplantae, Streptophyta, Magnoliopsida, Vitales, Vitaceae. Gene Ontology annotation, molecular function: oxidoreductase activity. The transcript has 6 exons. The record is from RefSeq and is a predicted model, not a curated record. The coding region runs from base 1 to 1179 and encodes 392 amino acids.
AUGUGUCUCAUUGGGGGUGAUGGAAGCAGGGGCAGGUACGACCACGGUCCAGGAGGCAAACCACGACCACCUAUCAAGCCACAGCGUGUGACAUGCUACAACCGUGGUAGCAAAUGCUUUUUGAAAUAUGUAACAUGCCCAGUUCAGUGUCCCCAGGUCCAACCUAAAGAUGGGAAAUCUAAGGGAUGCUUUCUUGAUUGUUACUCCCCCAAAUGUGAGGCUGUUUGCAGAGCUUCAACAGUCCGGCCUGCAGUCAUGAAAGCCGUAGUGAUCACCACUCCCGGCGAUCCCCAAGUUCUCCAAGUGCAAGAAGUCGAAAACCCUGAAAUCGGAGAUAAUGAAGUUCUAAUUAGAGUGGAGGCCUCUGCUCUUAAUCGAGCGGAUACGCUUCAGAGGAAGGGCUUGCAUCCUCCCCCCAAAGGCAGCAGUCCCUACCCCGGUCUCGAAUGUUCUGGAAUCAUCGAAGCUGUUGGAAAGGCCGUCGUCCGAUGGAAGGUUGGCGAUCAGGUGUGUGCUCUUCUUGCUGGAGGAGGGUAUGCUGAAAAAGUGUCUGUUCCAGCUGGGCAAGUUCUUCCUGUCCCAUCUGGUGUUUCCCUGAAGGAUGCUGCUGCUAUUCCUGAGGUUGCAUGUACUGUUUGGUCAACUGUUUUUAUGAUGAGCCGGCUAACUGCAGGAGAAACAUUUCUGGUGAAUUUUCGGUCUCUUUUAUCUUCUGGAAAUGAAGAAAAAUUAGCUGUUUGCAAGGAUCUUGGAGCAGAUGUGUGCAUCAAUUACAAGACUGAAGACUUUGUUGCACGGGUGAAGGAGGAAACAGGAGGGAAAGGUGUUGAUGUUAUACUGGAUAAUAUUGGAGGAGCCUACUUUCAGCGAAAUAUCGAUAGUUUAAAUGUUGAUGGGAGGCUUUUUAUUAUUGGUUUUCAGGGUGGAACAGUUGCAGAAGUAAAUCUUUCAGGUUUACUUGCAAGGCGCCUUACAGUGCAAGCGGCUGGUUUGCGAAACAGAAGUCUGGAAAAUAAAGCUGCAAUUGUGAGUGAGGUGGAGAAGAAUGUUUGGCCUGCAAUCGCGGCUGGAAAGGUUAAGCCUGUGGUGUACAAGUAUUUUCCAUUGACGGAGGCAGCAGAGGCUCACCAGCUCAUGGAAAGCAGCAACCAUGUUGGGAAGAUACUGCUCAUUCCAUGA